GUGCAUGACAUUUGUGUCGUUCGUUCCAGCGUCGACAUCGAUGUUCUCACGAGCGAUCCGUCGAGUGGCGGUGACCGGUCCCAAGUUCACCCGAGGAAAGUACUCCAUCCGCGUGUCCAAGGAGAAGGACGUGAGCUUCGCCACUGCGCAUGUCGACGACCCAUUCCACCACUUCGUCCUCAACGGAUGCUGGGGUCUCACCGCGCUGGCCACGUCCACCGCGUUCUACCAGUUUGUCACAAACUUGCACACAGUCCCCAUCACAGGACGAACGCAGGUCGUUGUGUUCAAUCGCGAAGACGACACGGAGAUGGGCAACCAACAUGCCAAGGAAGCCCUGGCCGGCAAAACCCUCGUGAACAGCGGCCCUCGCUUCAAGAUGGUCAAGGACGUUGCCACUCGUCUUGUGGCGGUGGCUGACAAGAUCUUCGAGCCUGGAUUCCAGUGGCAGAUUUACGUAGUGCAGGACCCCCAGAUCAACGCAUGCUGUUUUAUGGGGGGCAAGAUGUUUGUGUACACUGGGCUGCUGGACUUUAUCGACGCCAUGGUGGAGCAGGGUAUUUGCUCCAACAAGUACAACGCCCUCGCCACCGUCCUCGGCCAUGAGAUUGCUCACGCGCUGGCGCGGCACACGGCUGAAACGCUGAGCUACCUCCCCGUUCUCAUCGCGUUGUCGCUGCUGACUGUGGACAGCGAGCUCAUUGCGUCGAUUUUCACCUACUUUUGCCAACUUCCAUUCAGUCGUCUCCAUGAAACCGAAGCCGAUCACAUUGGAUUGAUGCUCAUGGCCGCGGCGUGCUACGACCCGUCCGAGGCGCCCAAGUUUUGGGAAGGCAUGAAGCUUGUGAACGAGGAAGGGAUCGAUUGGUUCUCGACCCAUCCAGCCGACGACAAGCGGCAGAAACACCUGGAGCAGCUGACGGCCGAGGCGAUCGCGUACCAGGACAAGGCGUCGUGGUGCGGGGACAUGCAGUCCAAAGUGUCGCAGCUCAUCUACAGACGCAUCACGCGGCGCCGCGCCACGGCUGGCACGACCCACUCGGCGGAAAUGGCCGCCAUGUGGGAUGGCAUGCAAGCCACAACCAACCAACCCCCGCCGCCACCGCCUGCUACGACUAUCCCAGUGCCAUAGCCAUGUCGUCGUCGUUCGAGAAGAAGUUGCCGAGCAAUUACAGCACUAUAUAGUAUGCAGGUGCAAGUGUCGACGUUGAAUCAUGACGACAUGGACCGACUUGUAUUGUGAGUUGGCUAUAAACUUUCAAAAUUCGCGUGGUUUGUCGAAUCAAUAUAUUGAAUCACGCCAGAGUUCUGAUUGGUUGAAUAUACUUGUCCUUUCUGUCAUA
Aphanomyces astaci is the source of this 1343-nucleotide messenger RNA. RefSeq lists its product as hypothetical. The transcript has 6 exons. Gene Ontology annotation, molecular function: metalloendopeptidase activity. Gene Ontology annotation, cellular component: membrane. The coding region runs from base 5 to 1132 and encodes 375 amino acids. The record is from RefSeq and is a predicted model, not a curated record. Lineage: Eukaryota; Oomycota; Saprolegniomycetes; Saprolegniales; Verrucalvaceae.